AAAAUAUCUAUGGAACUUGGAUCCAAUCCUAUGAUCGUUUCUUUUAGACCUGUUGCUGCUUCAACCAGAUAUCUUGCAGCUUGUACAAAUAAAUCUAGAGCUCUUAAUGAUGAUUUUGAUGUUAGAUGUGUCUAAGAAAGCUCUGUUGACACAUAUUUUAUAAUUGAGUAAAUCAAAGAUAAAGUAUAUCUUAUUAAAUCUGCUGCUAAACCAAAUCAUUAUUUAUUUUGCUCCAAUGAUAAUACAAGAAAAUUUUAAGACAAUUUUGAUGUUAGAACUCAUUCAUUUCAAGAAGCAAGAAACAAUUGGAUUAUUGAAAGUCAUGGAUGGAGUGUUUUUACAAUCAGAUCUGAGACUAAUCCUGAUCAAUUUUUAUUUGUUGCUUCUGAUAAAUCAAAUAAUCAUGGCAAGGAUUUUGAUGUACGAACUUAAAAUAAAGAAGAUUAAAAUAAUCAUUGGUAUAUUAUUACAUUUCCUAAUUUUACAACACCAUACCCUUUAAAAUAUGAUCCUAUUGUUGUUACAUUCAAACCUGCUCAUUUACCCUAAAAUAGUCUAACCAUUGGAAAUUAUCAUUAAGUAUUUUCUGAUGAUUUUAGUGUGAAUGUUAAUUAAAAUAACAAUUAACAUACUAAAUUUAUACUUGAUAGAGUAACUGGAGAUGCUUUUGCUAUUAGAUCAUUCUAAUUCCCUUCAUUUUAUUUAUUUAUCGAUAAUAAAAAAGAAUUGAAUCAAUUUCAUGAUUAUGAUGUCAGAUUUCAUCCAUUUAAAGAACUUAGAAAUAUCUGGUUAAUUGAAUAAACAGAAUCUAAUUUAUGGACAAUAAGAUCUCUAACCAAUCCUAAUCAAUAUUUGUUUGCAGUUUAAGAUGAACCACACAAUAAUUAAAGCUAUCCAAUAAGAACUCAUCCAUUUGUUGAAGAAAGAAAUAAAUGGAUUAUUGAUGGAUUAUUAUAAUAUUGA
This is a messenger RNA of Paramecium sonneborni, 963 nucleotides long. The record is from the annotation of a GenBank genome assembly. NCBI's taxonomy places the organism in Eukaryota, Ciliophora, Oligohymenophorea, Peniculida, Parameciidae.